This is a messenger RNA of Elgaria multicarinata webbii, 2155 nucleotides long. RefSeq names its product leucine-rich repeat and fibronectin type III domain-containing protein 1-like protein. NCBI's taxonomy places the organism in Eukaryota, Metazoa, Chordata, Lepidosauria, Squamata, Anguidae. The coding region runs from base 144 to 2012 and encodes 622 amino acids. The record is from RefSeq and is a predicted model, not a curated record. Gene Ontology annotation, molecular function: protein binding. Gene Ontology annotation, cellular component: cell surface; presynaptic active zone membrane. The transcript has 3 exons.
GUGCUGCGUCAACCAGGGAAUGGCCAGUCGGUUACAACAGGGAGCCCCAGCAUCAAUGAGCUGCUGAUGGAAGUGCCCCGGAGGCUGGAGCAGGUGUGGGCGUGAACUUGAAGAUCGCUGAACAGUGUCCCGCUAACCUUACCAUGGAAAGGCUGGUCCUCUACCUACUGUUUAUGAGCACUGCUGUGAAGGCCACCAUGUGUCCGACGCGCUGCAUGUGCCAGACCCUGUCGCCCUCUUUCACCAUCCUCUGCACCAAAACUGGGCUGCUCUUUGUUCCGCCCAGCAUUGACCAGCGAACAGCCGAGCUCCGGCUGAUGGACAACUUCAUCACCACCCUGCGGAGGAAGGAUUUCGCCAACAUGACGAACUUGAUUCACUUGACGCUGUCCCGGAAUACGAUCAGUCAGAUUAUGCCUUAUGCGUUUUUUGAUCUCAAAGGCCUUCACGCCUUACACCUGGAUAGUAAUAGACUUACCUAUAUCAACGAGGAUCACUUCAAAGGAUUAAUCAAUCUUCGGCACUUGAUUCUCAGUAACAACCAAUUACACUAUAUUUCAUCUGGGUCUUUGGACGACUUCAUUGACAUAAUUGAGGAUCUGGAUCUAUCCUAUAAUAAUCUCGUUAAUAUUCCUUGGGAAACUAUUGGGAGGCUUUCGAAUGCCAACACGAUCAGCUUGGAUCAUAACCUCAUUGAUUUUGUCCCCGAAGGGAUCUUCUCCAACCUUCACAAGCUGGCCCGGCUGGACAUGACCUCCAACAAAUUGAAAAAGAUCCCCCCUGACCCCCUCUUCUCCCGCAUCCCUGUCUAUGCCAAGCCAAAGGGGUCCCCCUUGUCCUCUCUGGUGCUGAGCUUUGGGGGGAACCCCUUGCAUUGCAACUGUGAACUCGUGUGGCUGCGGCGCUUGACCCGUGAAGAUGACCUGGAGACCUGUGCCUCUCCGCCAGAGCUGAUGGGAAAGUACUUUUGGUCCAUUAGGGAAGAGGAGUUUGUCUGUGAGCCACCCAUGAUCACGCACAGGACCUCAAAGCAGGUUGUCAUGGAAGGACAGAGCGUUUCCUUGAAGUGCAAAGCUGUGGGUGAUCCGGAGCCUUACGUCCGCUGGAUUUCACCUGGGGGCAAGCUGGUCUCCAACACUUCCCGAACAAUUUCCUUCGAGAACGGGACUCUGGAUAUUUUGGCGACUUCUGUGGAAGAAAAGGGCACAUUUACUUGCAUCGCCUCCAAUGCUGCAGGAGAGUCCACUGCGCCAGUCGAACUGGUGGUCAGUCCAUACCCCCCCCUUGCGAACAGCACAAACUGUGACAAGGAAGCAGAGCCAGGCCCCUCAGACAUCCUGAUCUCGGCCAAGUCGAGCUUCUCCAAUGAAACCAAAUCGCGCCAAGAGAGGCCGGUGGUGGUUGCUGAGCUGACCUCUUCCUCCGCCCUCGUCCAGUGGCCUUCCCAGCACCAUGUCCCAGGGAUACGAAUGCUGCAGAUCCAGUACAACAGCUCUGCCGACGACAUACUGGUGUACAGGAUGAUCCCAGCUGCCAGCAAGUCCUUCUUCCUGACUGACCUGGUCGCUGGACGCGACUACGACCUCUGUGUCCUUGCUGUGUAUGACGAUGGCGUGACGUCUCUGACAGCAACCAUGGUGGUGGGAUGUGUGCAGUUCACCACAGAGGAAGAGUACCGUCAGUGCCACUCCCUCCACGCCCAGUUUCUCGGUGGGACAAUGAUCAUCAUCAUCGGAGGCAUCAUUGUGGCCUCAGUCCUCGUUUUCAUCUUCAUUCUCUUGAUGAAAUAUAAGGUUUACACGAACCAUCACAAAAGCAAAAACACGAAAGUGAACAAUGUUUGUUCUCAGACUAAUGGCAGCCAGAGUGGCUCAGUGGGUCACUCCAGUUGCAAGCUGGCUGAGGGGCUACACCAGGAAGGCGCGAGUUUGCCUCGCAGGGACAGAACUGUGCUUGACCUGGAGGGUGAACAAACGGUGCCCACAGGAAUGGCCACUUUAAGAAGUCAGUAGCCACGCUGAGCCCGGGCAAGUGGCACAGAACAAUAACUUGUGUGGUUGUAUUUUAAGCUUCACUACUAUUGUCUAUUUUUAAGAUGAGAUGGUUUAAAAAUAUUUUUUUAAUCUGUAAAAGUUCUUGCAUUCUUAACUAUUUU